Mus musculus (house mouse) is the source of this 5334-nucleotide messenger RNA. RefSeq names its product protocadherin alpha 7 (gene Pcdha7). NCBI's taxonomy places the organism in Eukaryota, Metazoa, Chordata, Mammalia, Rodentia, Muridae. The coding region runs from base 87 to 2927 and encodes 946 amino acids. The transcript has 4 exons. Gene Ontology annotation, cellular component: membrane; plasma membrane. Gene Ontology annotation, molecular function: calcium ion binding. The record is from RefSeq and is marked validated. Gene Ontology annotation, biological process: homophilic cell-cell adhesion; cell adhesion.
ACUCUUCGGUUGCUCCACAAUGGCCAGCAUCUCGGGACUGGAAUGAAGAAAUAAAAAACCUCCAGAAUUUGGGAUAACUGUCGCGAAUGAGAAUAAAACGUCAGCAAUUUGAAAUGGUAAACCUGAGAGGAUACAACUGGAAGAGCCAACAAUUACUCCUGUUCCUGAUAAUUGUGGCAGCCUGGGAGGCAGGGAGCGGCCAGCUCCACUACUCCGUCCCAGAGGAAGCCAAACACGGCACCUUCGUGGGCCGCAUCGCGCAGGACCUGGGGCUGGAGCUGACGGAGCUGGUGCCCCGCCUGUUCAGGGUGGCGUCCAAGGACCGCGGGGACCUUCUGGAGGUAAAUCUUCAGAAUGGCAUUUUGUUUGUGAAUUCUCGCAUCGACCGGGAGGAACUGUGCGGGCGGAGCGCGGAGUGUAGCAUCCACCUGGAGGUGAUCGUGGACAGGCCGCUGCAGGUUUUCCACGUGGAGGUGGAGGUGAAGGACAUUAAUGACAACCCUCCCAUGUUUCCAGCGACACAAAAGGCUCUGUUUAUCCUGGAGUCCAGACUGCUUGACUCGCGGUUUCCACUAGAGGGCGCGUCAGAUGCAGAUGUCGGUUCCAAUGCUCUGCUGACUUACAGACUGAGCACCAAUGAACAUUUCUCUCUGGAUGUACCGCCCAACCACGAGCAGGUGAAACCUCUUGGGCUGGUUUUGCGGAAACCUUUAGACAGAGAAGAAGCUGCAGAGAUUCGCUUAUUGCUCACGGCCACCGACGGAGGCAAACCGGAGCUGACAGGCACCGUUCAAUUACUCAUCACCGUGCUGGAUGUCAAUGACAAUGCUCCAGUUUUUGACAGAUCUCUGUAUACUGUGAAAUUGCCAGAAAACGUUCCAAAUGGAACAUUGGUAAUCAAAGUCAAUGCCUCAGAUUUGGACGAAGGCGUGAAUGGGGACGUUAUGUACUCAUUUUCUAGUGAUGUUUCUUCAGAUAUAAAAUCCAAGUUCCACAUGGACACUGUGAGUGGAGAGAUUACAGUUAUAGGAAUUAUUGAUUUCGAAGAGAGUAAAGCUUACAAGAUUCCAUUGGAGGCACGUGAUAAAGGGUUCCCACAACUGCCUGGACACUGUACCAUUCUUGUGGAAGUUGUAGAUGCUAAUGACAACGCUCCACAGUUGACGGUUAGUUCCUUGUCUCUCCCAGUAUCCGAGGACAGUCAACCUGGAAGAGUCGUCACUUUAAUUAGCGUAUUUGACCGUGAUUCCGGUGCCAAUGGGCAGGUGACCUGCUCCCUGACUCCUCAUAUCCCCUUCAAGCUGGUGUCCACAUUCAAAAAUUACUAUUCGCUCGUGCUGGACAGUGCUCUGGACCGAGAGACCAUCGCUAACUAUGAUGUGAUUGUGACCGCUCGCGAUGGCGGUUCGCCCUCCCUGUGGGCCACGGCCAGCGUGUCCGUGGAGGUGGCUGAUGUGAACGACAAUGCUCCACUGUUUGCGCAGCCUGAAUACACGGUGUUCGUGAAGGAGAACAACCCGCCUGGUGCGCACAUCUUUACAGUGUCAGCGAUGGAUGCUGAUGCGCAGGAGAAUGCGCUGGUGUCCUACUCGCUGGUGGAACGGAGGGUGGGCGAGCGCUUGCUGUCGAGCUAUGUGUCUGUGCACGCGGAGAGCGGCAAGGUGUUCGCUCUGCAGCCUCUGGACCAUGAGGAGCUGGAACUGCUGCAGUUCCAGGUGAGCGCGCGGGAUGCUGGUGUGCCUGCCCUGGGCAGCAAUGUGACUCUGCAGGUGUUUGUACUGGACGAGAACGACAAUGCACCUACCCUGCUGGGGCCUUUGGCUAACGGGGUUGGUGGCACAAUGAAUGAGGUAGUAUCAAGAGCUUUGGUGCCUGGUCAGGUUGUGGCGAAAGUCCGGGCCGUAGAUGAGGACUCUGGAUACAAUGCGUGGUUGUCUUUUGAGCUGCAGCCAGUUGCGGGUGGAGUUCGUAGUCCCUUCCGUGUAGGCCUGUACACAGGAGAAAUCAGCACGACACGUGCUCUGGAGGAGACAGAUGCCUUGCGGCAGUGCUUGUUAGUGUUGGUGAAAGAUCACGGAGAACCUUCUCUGACCGCCACAGCCACGGUGUUGCUUUCUCUGGUAGACAGCGGCCAAACACAGAAGGUCUCAUCUAAGGUGUCAGCUGGAGCCUCCAGAGUGGAUCAGAGGCUGGUGGAUGUCAACGUGUACCUGAUCAUCGCCAUCUGCGCGGUGUCCAGCCUGUUGGUGCUCACGCUACUGCUGUACACAGCGCUGCGCUGUUCGGCGACGCCCACCGAUGGAGCCUGUGCUCCAGGGAAGCCCAUGCUGGUGUGCUCCAGCGCGGUGGGGAGCUGGUCAUACUCGCAGCAGAGGCGACAGAGAGUGUGCUCUGGAGAAGGCCCACCCAAGACCGACCUCAUGGCCUUCAGCCCCAGCCUACCUCAGGGUCCCAGCUCUACAGAUAACCCCCGGCAGCCCAACCCUGACUGGCGCUACUCUGCCUCGCUAAGAGCAGGCAUGCACAGCUCUGUGCACCUGGAGGAGGCUGGCAUUCUACGGGCUGGUCCAGGAGGGCCUGAUCAGCAGUGGCCAACAGUAUCCAGUGCAACACCAGAACCUGAGGCAGGAGAGGUGUCCCCUCCGGUGGGCGCCGGUGUCAACAGCAACAGCUGGACCUUUAAAUACGGACCAGGCAACCCCAAACAGUCCGGUCCCGGUGAGUUGCCAGACAAAUUCAUUAUCCCAGGAUCUCCUGCAAUCAUCUCCAUCCGGCAGGAGCCUGCUAACAACCAAAUUGACAAAAGCGAUUUUAUAACCUUCGGCAAAAAGGAGGAGACCAAGAAAAAGAAGAAAAAGAAGAAGGGUAACAAGACCCAGGAGAAAAAAGAGAAAGGGAACAGCACGACGGACAACAGUGACCAGUGAGGCCACCAAAUGGAAACAAGCCACUUAGCCAGUUUUUGUAAUAAUGGCAAAUCUCUCCCAUGUAGCAACUCCCCGCUCCUUUCUCCUAUGACAUGAGCCCUCAGAAAUCUGCAGAAAGUUCCCUGUGUCUGUCUUGAUCGCAUUUAACAGGUUUUGUCUUAAAAAGCUUUCCUAAGUCUGGUGUUAACUCUCUCUCUCUCCACUCUGGCUUGUUUUCAGAACCUAAAAAGCAGACCCAGGUUUCCUUUCUCCCCCGCCGCAAAGGAGAAGCUUCCCAGCCCCGCCAGUGAGAGUUGGACUCUCUGCCCUGUGCUUCAAGCAUCCUGUCUUGAUGAUAUUUGCAGGGCAGGCUGAAAGGUAUUCAGGUUGAGCAGUUGGGUGUUUGUGGUCACUGGGUAUGUGUGGCUACCAAGAGUGUUGGAGAGCCUGGUAUUGGCUGGGAUGGUCCAGAUUAGACUAGUUAACACAAGGAGGGCUGGGGCUCAAAGGCACAUCAACACCGGGAGUCUUUCAUCUGGAGGGGGAAAAUGUGAAACUUACAAGGACCAGACUUUCUCAAUCUCUCAACUAGACAUAUGAUGGCCAUCCUCUAACAGACAAAACCAUCCCCACCGGCAAAGCUUUAGGAGCCCCUCAAGUGUGCUGGCUAUAACAUCACUGUAUUCAAAACCUGCAGUAUGCACACGAGCCAGCAGUUCAAGCGUUUAACAAGAGGGUCGGCCAGGGCAACAGAAGCAGAUCUGAUGUGUUUCCUGUACACGUCCUUGUGCUCACGCUAUUAAAAAUUCUUUUGCACACAAUGUUUAUGAAAAGGUCUCAUCCUUUUCCAACAACACAUAUGCAAAAGCAAAAGAAAAACCCAAGACCUCACUUUAUGCUGUUUGUUGUUUGAUAGAUUUAUUAAAAAGAAAAGAGAAAGUCGAUAGCUAUAAAUCUUUAAAGGAAUAUGAUGAAUACAAUCCCCCCAACCUUCCCUCAAAAGAGAAUCCAGUCUACAGCCAUUUGAAAUGAUCGUUGCUGCUACAGAAGUGCUUUAAGAGAAUUGCCUGGAACAUCUGUAUUAUCCCGGCCACCUGCCAAUCACAGCUUUACUCUUUCAGGUCACUCUGGGGCUGCCUCUUGCAUGUAUUAAUUACUAAAUAGAAGGAUCUUUCUCUCUUUUCUAAGAAAAAUGAUGUGCACUUUGAUUACACAACCUUCUCUAACCCACGAUAUCAAGACCCAGAAACUGAAGAAAAAUCUUGUUUUCUCAUGCAUACAGUGAGCAGACUUUUCAUUCCUCUGGUUCUGUGGUUGUCUCGGUGUGCUAGCCUACACCUCCACCUUGUUUAGCUUUCCUUUUCUAGAACACUCUGAAUUGCUAACCUUACUAACACCUAUGAUGUUACCUGAAUCAAUCUCCCAUAUGUAUGCUGUAUGCUAUUAUAAGACUCCUGAGAUAUACUUACUCUGUGCUUGUGUAUGUGAAUGUUAAUGCAACUAUUACCUAGAGUGAACUUUAAGCUUUAUUGUUGAAUGUAAGCCCAUUAUAUUUCCUUUUGUACACCUGUGGAAAAGUGGAAUAGUGUUUUUUUUAAAACCAUUGUUAAUCAGCUUUUGUGUAUGAAAGACACAGUAAAAUUUCUUUCUUAAAUCAAGAUGCUGGUGAUUCAAGGAAUUUUAUUUAUGGUCAGCCAAGGGCUGUCUCUUGCCAAGAAUCCUGCUGGCAAGGGAAAAUGGAUAAAGCUGGUUUUUUUUUUUCCUAGUAAGAAUUCUGGAAUAAAUACUGAAGAAAGUCCCUGAGGGUAUGCAAGCACAAAAUUGUACCAAUCUGACCUCUUUGAAUUUGCAGACUGCUUUGAAAUGCUAUCCGGAAUAUCAGCUUGUAGAAAGUAAUAAAAUUUACUGUUACCAUAAAUAAGACAUUUUAAGUUUAUUGUGCACAACUUAGAUGUUUGAUUAAUUAUAUUAUCUACUUAAAAGCAUAUAAAAGAGGUAGGAGUCUGUUUUAAAAGGCAUAAAAAAUCUCAAAAAAAAAAAACCUGUCUUGUCUACUUUUAGCUUCAUUCUCCCAUAUUUUGAAGGGUGUGUAACUUCAGCUCUGCAGGAUUGCAUGGGGUAAAACUCGUUGACAGCGCAUGUGAACCAUUGCUACAUUGUAGGUUGUGAUCAUUUUGCCCCACUGAAGCCCAUGUAACUGACCUUACGUGCCUUUUGAACUAGGAGAAUCGGGCUAUAAUUUAUUAAUGAUGAUAAUGAUAAUGUAUAUGUACAGCACUUUUUAACCUUACAAAGUGCUUUCCAAUUCGUGUUAGUUAUUAGUUAUUACAGCUGUAAGGAUAAAACACGUCAUGUGGAUUCAUUUUUAAUUGGUGCUAUUGGUAUUUCCUCUGUUCUUGCUAAUAAAUGGAAAUGGUGGUGUGAAAGC